Musca vetustissima is the source of this 5790-nucleotide messenger RNA. RefSeq names its product autophagy-related protein 2 homolog A-like. Gene Ontology annotation, molecular function: phosphatidylinositol-3-phosphate binding. Bases 1 to 5790 code for a protein of 1929 amino acids. Gene Ontology annotation, biological process: reticulophagy; piecemeal microautophagy of the nucleus; autophagy of mitochondrion. Gene Ontology annotation, cellular component: extrinsic component of membrane; phagophore assembly site. The transcript has 3 exons. The record is from RefSeq and is a predicted model, not a curated record. Lineage: Eukaryota; Metazoa; Arthropoda; Insecta; Diptera; Muscidae.
AUGUCGUGGUUUAAUGUGUGGGAUGGGCUGAAGAAUAAGACGUGUCGUUAUUUACUGCAACGGUAUCUGGGCCAAUUUCUCGAUGAGAAUCUCAACUUGGAACAGUUGAACAUCGAGCUAUACAAUGGCAAGGCCACAAUCAAAAAUGUCUCGUUGCGUGUGGAGACUUUGAAUGAGUUAUUGGAGGCCCAAGGCUGGCCAUUGGAAUUCACAGAUGGCCAUAUAGGCCAGCUGACAUUGUCGGUGCCCUGGAAUGCCCUAAUGACAAGCGACAGUGCCAUCGAGGUAUCCGAUGUGGUGUUGUGCAUGCGACCCGUUAAACGGGAACACGAUGGAACCUCCAUGAUCGAAUCGAUGUGGUCAUCGGUUAGCAGUUCGCUGCAACUGGCCGAGGAGUAUAUGCGACAAGAAGAGAAUGAGUCAGAAGAUGCAAAUGCGACUGCACACACAACAAUAGGUGGUCUAGAGAAAUUCGCCGAGACCAUUGACAAUGUUCUGAAUCGCAUUAGGGCAAAGUUUACAAAUAUUACCAUACAAAUAGAACACCCAUUGGUGAGUACGCUCAAAGGUAUUGCGUUUAAGGUGCAUCUCGAAGAGGUGUUGUAUAAAAAUGAGACGGGCAAUGAGAAAAGUGCCACGACACAACAACAACAGCAGCAGCAACAACAACAUCAGGGCAUGGACAGUACGGAGGAGAUGUUGAAUCGCAUACCCACAUACACAAAGCACAACAUAAGCUUGAGGGGAGCCCAUAUUUAUACACAAGAAUUAAAAUCCGAUUCGGAGGCAAUGGGAAAUAGUAAUCAACAAGAUAUCCCCCUUUUGCAAUUGAACGGGGAGCAAAGUGUCCAGGUAAAGGUGAAACAAUCGGAGGAUGUGACGGGCCCUAAAAUUUACUUCUAUGUGGAAUUGGGUGGUAUCUGUGGCAUAUGUUCGCCCCAUCAAAUACAAAUGAUAUUGGAGUUUAUAGAAGCAUUUACGGAUGAUCUAAACCCCAAGAAGCAAACACAGCAUUCCAGCCUGCAUGAUGUCGAUGUGGUACAUGUAUCGGGAGAGGCAACCACAACAACGGAUGGCUAUGAAAAUCUAACAGUGGGCGGGGGUGGCAUGCUUAGCAAUCAGUCGGCAUGGAUCAGUGCUGAUGACCCCCCUCCCCCGCAUCACAUACAAUAUGCAAACACCAUACACCGGAAUUUGCACAGUAGUCAAGAUAAAUAUUGCGAGUCGUUAAGUUCAUCGAUGAGUUCACGCAGCACGCUGACUAGUGUUUCACGUUAUCAGCGUAAACCCACAAAUCUCGAUUCGUCCGGGGAAAUUUCUAAUUUUGUGGUUAAGAUCGGCUCAUUUGUAUGGGUAGUUUUGCAGGAGGAUAUUUUGGUGGAGUCCGCAUCGAAUUACUAUGAAAGUCUUUACAAUGAACAAAGUGUGAAUGAACAGACCAAUGUGUCAGAAAGAUUUUUUGAAUUGGUCCAACAUCAGGGGUCUUGUGAUGGCCAUCAGGAUCAAGAGGCCACUCCCAAUGUUCUUUGUGAUAAAAAUCACAUUUUGGUGCGUAUGCAACCCCUGGUGGCAGAGGGCAAACAGAAUCGCAACAAAAGCCUGCUGCAAUUCAAUGCCACCGUCUCGGCUACGCAAUUGGACUUUUGUGAGGUUCUCGAAGGCAAGACCUGCCCCAAGGCAACAUUGAACGACAGUGAUGCGGCACCAAGCAGCGAUAAUACAGUGAUAAGUUUAAAUUGCGCCAAUUUAGAUAUUCAUCUGCGAUUUCCCAUUGUCGAUGCAAAACCUGCUCAUGAUCCCGAACGUAUUCCCUGGUGGAAACAAAAUAUUAGACCCGAUUUCCUGUUACUCUCCCUGGAACAGAUGCAUCUUAAGUACUGCCAAAAUAAAAUAAAUUUGACAUCGAAUGAAAUCAAUAUUUACUACUGUGAAGAUGGUCUGAAGGAAAAGACCCACAUUUUAAAUACUCGCUGUGAAGCAACCACACCUGUCGCCGGCAAGGAUGCCACCCAACUUGAAUAUCCCUCAAUAUGUAUAGACAUCAAGGAUAGCUAUGUCUUUGGCAAAGAUGAAGAACCCCUUUUGCCAUUUAGUUCGAAACGUAAUUGUCGCCAGAGUAGCACUGCCCAGCCAAGAAUGGAGUCUGAUGUUACCGAAACUAUUUUACUGCCAGGCGAAACUCAUGAAAUAAAUGAAUUUUGCCAAAAAUCAAUGGCCUCAUCUGUGAUUGGAAUACGCAUAAGUUUUCCCAGCCUUAAUUUGUUUUUGGAAUCGAAGCAACUGUUUGAGUUGAUCUAUAAUCGCCUAAACUCUGAUUUGUUUAUGUGGGAACCAUCAUCUCCGUAUCUGACUGGAACUCCGAUGCAAGAGAAAAGUUUUUUGGGUAUGCCAAAUUUGGGUCUGAUGGAUUCGGUUUAUAUUUCAGCUGUACAACAGCCCGAUAAUGAUCCAUUUGCGGAGGAUGAUGAUAACGACGAUGGUGACGAUGAACAUACCAAUGAUGAAGAUGAUGAGACGUUAACAUCACAACGUCGUAGACAUAAAACUUCACGAAACUUUAAAUCGCUGUUAACAUCAUCGAAAGAUUUCAACAAUACCCGCCAUGGCCACAGAUGUUCGGUGGAAAUAAAAGUUGGCAAAGCCACUGCUGCCAUCUUUGUACCCGUCCGCGAUUCCGAGAAUCACAUAUUGCCUGAGGUGUCGGGUAAAUUUCUGCUCUACAUUGAAGAUUUGAGAAUUUUCAGUUUAACUGGUUACUGUGAUGAUCCCUGCCUGGCCUACUUCUGCCUGCAGGUCAAUGAAAUUGAAAUGUAUCAUGGUGGGGUGGUGCCCAUGAAUUCGCCGUUGCGAUGUGAUAGCAAAGCUCACAUAGAGGACUUUAUGAAGGCGACCAUCUACAAAAUUCCCUUAGGUCUAACCAAAGGUAUUGUGGGCCAGAAGCCCGGCGAACGCAGUGAAAUGGUCACUGUGGCCAUUGAAAUCAAGAAAAAUCUACCGCAACACAUUAAACGCCUGAAAAUAACCGCAGGCAUUAAAAACACCACUCUCCGCUAUAUUCUCAUGGCUCCAUCGUAUUUUUGGCUGAAUCAACUUUUGGAUUUCCUCGAUGUCAUGGACUAUCCCAUUGAAGGUUAUGAACCGUUUAGUGUGGUCUCGGAAAUGCAAUUACAUUUAUGGGAUUGUGCCAUUGAUUUUCGUCCCGACAACUUUCCCUAUCGUGCGGUGCUAGAGCUGUUCUACUUCUCGGUGAGCAGCAACAUCAUUUCCACCAUGACAGGUUGUAAUUUACGUUUUGUCCUGGAGGAGUGUGUCUUUUCCAUUGCUCCUCAUGAUACAAACAAGGUGCUUCCCAGCAACCGUGUUACCUUUAUUGACUCGGCCAAUAUGGUACCCGUGUUGGAUUUCGGUCUACUGGAAAUAUCACUACGCAUCAGUGGUGAGACUACGGAGAAACAUCCCAAAUUAGAUCUCAGAUGUUCGCUGCAAGAUGUCCAUUUAAGGACUUGCUACGAUUCGGGCAGUGCCUUUGCCCAAUUGAUUGGCUAUAUAGCCAAUAAUAUAGCCAAAGAUGAAGAGGCCAGUGAUAAGGAAUCUUUACAAUCUUCAUUGUGUUCAGACUCAGACUUACUUUUGGCCGAGUCCCAAACAUCGGCAGAUAUCAGUGAUCGGCAUCAGGAGCGCGUUAACCAGCUAAUGGCUGAGGCCGUGAAGGAUGGUGUUGAUGUCCUGCAGGCAAGUGAUAUGUCAACAUCAUCCAUGUCCACGACCACUAUUCCACCCAAAGUAGAUGAAUUGAAAUUAUUCUAUUUCCCCGAUGAGGCGUCAAAAGAUGUGGCCGCUGCAGCCAUGGCCAAUACCCCACAAGAAUUUGAUAUUCCCUGUACAUCGUCGAGUGCUGCGGUCGGUGAACCAUUACCGCUAAUUAAAGGUGAUUUCGGUGUUGUUGCAGAACAAAAAUCCGUCAAAGAGCUGCAAAGCCAAUGUUCCUCGGAGGACGAUUAUUGCUUUAUUGUGGGCGAGGAGCGUGUGGAAUUGGAUUUCGAAGACAUCAAAAUAUCCGAAGAUCCUUUGCGCAUUGUUGACAAUCACUUUGGCUUGCCAUCCUCGCAUAAUGAUAUUCUAAAAGCCCCACCCACAUUUCCACAAGCCGAUCUACGUUACACCCUAUGUGAAAUGACGGUCACCUGGCAUUUGUAUGGUGGUCAUGAUUUUGCUCAAACUCCUUGCAGUACAACAUCGACAACAACAGCAGCAUCCUCCGCUGAGACAGCAACCAUGUCCGAAGCAUAUCGUCAUGGUGUUUCGAAUGCCAGUAACCAAUGUCGACCACAGACGGCUAAAAAACCCAAAGAAAAAUUAACCUGGAAAUCGAAGGGUGGCGAGAAUCGUAAUCACGAAGUACUGGUGGAAAUACAACUCAGCAAGGUGGGUUUCUCAUACGAACUAUAUCCCCUGCAUGCUGCAUAUGCCUCGCGUCAGGUAUUCCUGGUAAAUGAGCUGGAAAUAAGGGACCGGCUACAAACUUCAGAAAUCAAUAAAUUCCUUUACAAUGCGAAUAGCAGCAGUUUCUCAAAUCGUCGUAUGAAACAUAUGGUGGUGGUUAAGUGUCUGCAUGUACGACCAAAUCCCGAACAAAGUCCAGCACAGGAAUGCUCUCUGAAAAUAUCUCUCUCACCUUUGCGUCUGCACAUCGACCAGGACACAUUGGAAUUUAUAACGGAUUUCUUUACCAAUUUUGGUAAAAAUUGUGACAGCGACAAGCCGGAAGGGGACAAGCCCAAAGUGCCAGCACCACCGCCGACAGCCACGUUGUGCAGCGACUUAGAUUUGCCAGAAGCUGUACAGGAUUUGCGGGCCCGGCGUAUUGUCAAUGAAAAUUUGGACAUACUAAUGGAUGACACCCAAUCGGAAAGUAGUACCAGUCCGACGAAGAAGACAGCGAAACAAUCACCCCCUAACGAUACUUCACCCACAUAUUUCCGUGAAAUCAUUUUCAGUCCUGACAUCUCCAUAUGUUUUGAUUAUCAUGGACGUCGUGUGGAAUUGUCCAAAGGUCCUGUGGCAGGGCUGCUUAUGGGUUUGGGUCAACUGCAAUGUUCUGAAAUAAUUCUUCGGAAAAUUGUCUAUCGCCGAGGCAUUCUGGGUUUUGAGAAGGUUUUCAAUUAUCUGUGCAAGGAAUGGCUAAGGGAUAUCAAACGCAAUCAAUUGCCCAAGAUUUUGAGUGGUGUGGGGCCGACAUAUGCAUUUGUGCAACUAUUUCAGGGUAUCUAUGAUCUAUUUUGGCUACCUAUUGAACAUUAUCAGAAAGAUGGUCGCAUCAUACGGGGUCUGCAGUUGGGUGCACAAAGUUUCAGUGCUCGAACCAUACUGGCCGCAUUGGAAAUUACAUCUCGCCUCAUACAAUUGCUACAGUUCACUGCAGAGACGGCGUUUGAUAUGGUUUCUCCUGGACCUUCUGUACGGCAAUUGAAACGUUCACGUCGUGGCAAUAAACGACGAACGCACAGACCAAAAGAUAUUCGUGAGGGAGUGGUGAACGCCUAUCAAAUUGUCAAAGAUGGCAUUAACGAUUCGGCCAAUAAUCUAAUAGAGACCGCUGUGGCGGAACACGAUCAAAAAGGUUUAACCGGUGCUGUUGGAGCUGUUAUGCGUCAAGUUCCACAACUUGUUGUUUGUCCGGCCGUCUUGGCUACCCAGGCGACAACAAAUAUAUUGGGCGGUGUUAAAAGUUCACUGGUACCUGAAUCGAAAAUUGAAGCAAAGAAGAAAUGGAAAGAUGAAAAUUGUUGA